AUGAUUUUAGCUAUUCUGUUGAUCUUAGACGACUGUUAUUUUUGCUUGAAUAUUAAAUUGGCGUCCAAUGUUUCUCCUAAUAAUACUUUCAAUUCGGCUGUGGCGACAUGGUACGGGGACCGUGUUGGAUCUGGAAGUGGAGGAGCAUGCGGUUUGGAAAAUGAUGUGGCAAAUCCUCCCUACUAUGGCAUGAUUUCUGCAGGAAACAACAAUUUAUUUAAAUACGGAAAGGGUUGUGGGAGUUGUUUUCAGGUGAAAUGCACACAAAAUGCAGAAUGUUCAGGAUAUCCAAUUACAGUAACAAUCACAGAUGAGUGUCCUGGUGCCUGUAAUAACGAUCCCGUCCACUUUGACUUAAGUGGAAAAGCAUUUGGAUAUUUAGCAAAGCCUGGGCAAGGUGACGCUUUGCGGUGUAAGGGAAGGAUCAACAUUGAAUAUCAAAGGGUGCAAUGCUACUACAACAACACAAGUAUAGUAUUUAAGAUCGAUAGAGGCUCCAACCCGUACUAUCUAGCUUUUGCACUUGAAGGUGUCAAUGGGGAUGGAGAGAUUGGAUCCAUGGAGUUAUUACCUUCAAGUUCAGGGCGACCGCUAUAUAUGCAGCAAGUUUUUGGUGCAACUUGGAAAGCCGAUAUACCUAUUGGAAUAACCGGUCCUUAUUCUGUGAGGAUAACGAGUCUUCAAUCCGCAAGAACAAUUACAGCAUACAAUUCAAUUCCGGCUGAUUGGCAUCCAGGGAAAUACUAUAUUUCGAACGUUAACUUCUAA
Sesamum indicum (sesame) is the source of this 768-nucleotide messenger RNA. RefSeq names its product expansin-B6-like. The record is from RefSeq and is a predicted model, not a curated record. Gene Ontology annotation, cellular component: extracellular region. Lineage: Eukaryota; Viridiplantae; Streptophyta; Magnoliopsida; Lamiales; Pedaliaceae. Gene Ontology annotation, biological process: sexual reproduction.